CAAGUGGGGGGCAUUAACAUCUUCAAGGAAAUGUCAAUUAUCCCAGAAAUUUCUCAUACCGAAACAGCCAACGAAGAGCUGAAGGUGGGCCAAAGUUUACCCAUUUGCGUUAUUCAUAUGUGUGUGCUGUGGGUCAAGGACGAAGAACGCAACUUCUGCAGUAACAAGGAUAAUACGCUCUGCUGGAUUUCCCCGGGGCUCUGGAAUGGGGAUAUUUUUUGCUAUUGGAAUUCCUCUAGAUCUACCCGACAAAUCCGUCUCCAUGGCGCUUUACUUUGAGGCAAAUUACAUUCUUCCUGAUGGUAAUGCAACUUAUUUCGGGUAUGAAGAGUUCAGAGGGUUCGGGGUGCGUGGAUUGGAUAGAAAAAUGGCGUACGAUUUUCUGCUGAAGAAAUUAGAGAAUGCUGGAUAUCCCGGGAAGAGGUGUCUGUUGCGAGCCAUUUGUGAAGCAUCAAAUGGAUUUCUAAUGGAAAAUGGUCUCGUUGGAGAUAUCCUGCAUAUUUUUCUCACGCCAUCAUCUUCAGAGUCUGAAGACUUGCCCUCCGAAAUAAUACGAGCAGAAUACCAAAAAAAUUGCCUAGAAUACUGCGACUGUCCCCUUAGCAUUUUCGAUUUCUCCACUCUGUCCUAAUAAUUAUGUUAAUUAAACCCGUGAGGACCGUUCGAGUCCGACUUAGAGUAGUGGAAUAUUAAUCUUCCAAAAAUUAAUGGGUGGGGCAAUUGCAACACGAUUGGCAAUUCUGGCCCAAUCAGGCCCAAUCGGGUCCAAUAUAUUGAUAAUCUAUAAAUAAAUGCAAAUGUAACCGUAA
Molecule: messenger RNA, 809 nt
Organism: Fopius arisanus
Lineage: Eukaryota; Metazoa; Arthropoda; Insecta; Hymenoptera; Braconidae
Exons: 5
Coding region: 206-631 (141 amino acids)
Source: RefSeq, a predicted model, not a curated record